This is a messenger RNA of Salarias fasciatus (jewelled blenny), 12807 nucleotides long. It is a transcript of the gene vps13b, whose product is annotated as vacuolar protein sorting 13 homolog B. The transcript has 68 exons. The record is from RefSeq and is a predicted model, not a curated record. NCBI's taxonomy places the organism in Eukaryota, Metazoa, Chordata, Actinopteri, Blenniiformes, Blenniidae. The coding region runs from base 134 to 12340 and encodes 4068 amino acids.
GUUUACUGAUGACGUUGUGCAGUAGCUUCUGAGCGAUGUGGCUAAUGAUGUUUAGCGAUAUGAACGGGUUUUAUUAAAGUUCGACUUCAACAACCAGCUACGGGAUAUAAGCAGGGGGCAGGACUGCGACAAGAUGUUGGAGUCUUAUGUCACACCGCUCCUGAUGAGUUAUGUGAACAAGUACAUCAAGAAUCUAAAGCCGUCCGACCUGCAGCUGUCUCUGUGGGGAGGAGAUGUGGUGCUCAGCAAGUUGGACCUGAAGCUGGAUGUGCUUGAACAGGAGUUGAAGCUGCCCUUCACGUUCAUGAGCGGUCACAUCCACGAACUCCGUAUCCAUGUGCCCUGGACCAAGCUGGGAUCCGAGCCCGUGGUCAUCACCAUCAACACCAUGGAGUGCAUCCUCAAGCUCCGGGACGGAGCCCAGGAUGACCACGACAGCGGCUCGAGCUCCACCAGUCGCAGCGUGUCAGACAGCUCCAAGGCUGUGGCCAAGCCUCGCCGCCUCCAGCAGGCGGCCCCCAGCGACCCAGAUCUGCCCCCAGGCUACGUGCAGAGUCUGAUCCGCCGUGUGGUGAACAACGUGAACAUCGUGGUGAACAACCUGAUCCUGAAGUACGUGGAAGACGACAUCGUGCUGUCGGUGAACAUUACCUCAGCCGAGUGCUACACAGUGGACGACGUGUGGGAGAGGGCCUUCAUGGACAUCGCCGCUCCAGAGCUGGUCCUGCGAAAAGUCAUCAACUUCGCCGACUGCACCGUGUGCCUGGACAAGCGGAACGCCAGCGGAAAGAUCGAGUUUUACCAGGACCCGCUGCUGUACAAGUGCUCCUUCAGAACGCGGCUCCAUUUCACCUACGACAACAUCAACUCUAAGAUCCCGUCUGUCAUCAAAAUCCAGACCAUGGUGGAAAGUCUGAAGUUGUCCAUCACAGAUCAGCAGCUCCCCAUGUUUAUCCGGAUUUUGGAGCUGAUCAUCGCCCUCUACUACGGAGAGAUUGGCGGACACAAAGAGGGCGAGGGCGAGGAGGGCACCGCUCAUGUCAGAGAGUCCGGAGCGAGUCUACCUGGGAUGGAAGUGGAUCUGGAAAGGCAGGGCUCCAGCCCAGAUAUAUACAUGCAGCCCGGGAGUCCCGAGGAGGAAGACCAAGGCUGGGUGUCCUGGGCGUGGUCCUUCGUCCCCGCCAUCGUCGGCACAGAGGAGGAAGGGGAGGAAGGCCUAUACCUGCAGAGAGAGACGGGAGGCAUUCCCAGCAACCCUCAGCAACACACUCCCAAAGACCCCAUCGUUUCCAUCGGCUUCUACUGCACCAAAGCUUCUGUUACCUUCAAGCUGACAGAAACACAGUCGGAGAGCAGCUACUACAGUCCCCAGAAGGUCAAGUCCAGAGAAGUCCUGUGUCUGGAGCAGGAAGGAAUCACGAUCGAGGUGCUCAUGAUGGGCGAGCCCUUCUUCGAUUGUCAAAUCGGCUUCGUCGGCUGUCGAGCGCUCUGCCUGAAGAGCAUCAUGGGAGUGCGAGAUUUUGAGGAGAACAUGAAUCGUCGUGAAGAGGAUGCGGUUUUCUUCCGCUGCGGAGACAGCCUCAGCAGCAAAGGAAUGACCUACCUCACCAACUCCCUGUUCGACUACCGCAGUCCAGAGAACAACGGAGUCAGGGCCGAGUUCAUCCUGGACGCCGCUACACACAAGGAGACCUACACGGAGAUAGCAGGCAUGCAGCGCUUUGGUGCUUUCUACAUGGAUUAUCUCUACACAAUGGAGAGCAGCAUCGACAAAGACUCUCAGGACUUCUCUGUGGUGAAUGCUGAGGAGGUUGUACCCGUGGUUCAGGAAACGUCCAUCAAGAGGCUGGUGGUUGGACCUCUGGACGUUCGAUUGCACAGCAGCGCCGUCCACCGCAUCUUCAAGAUGGUCACGUGUGCCAUGGACCACGAGUACGAACCGUACUGCAAACCACAGCGAGAAAUGUUUGAGGAGAGAGACGUUCCAGCAACUCCCGAAGAGAUAUCGCGCCUGGAGGAGUUCAUCCCCAGCAGACUGACUUGUCUCACUCUGCUCCAAGUGUCGGUCACCGUCUCCAUGGCCGAGUUCAACCUCCUGCACACGCUGAUGCCCGUCAUCAUGGGCCACAAGGCUGUGCCAGGGCCGGUGACUGCGCCGGCGUUUCAGCCCGUGCACCCGCUGCCUUCUGUGCAGUUCCAGGUGGAGAAGGUCAACGUGGAGCACUCGGUGCCCAUGUACGCCCCCGAGCUGGUCGGCACCGUCAGCAGCCUGAGUCAGCCCUCAGACAACCUGCUGCACCACUGCUACGCUCACCUCUACCUCAAGGUGUUUGGGUUCCAGGCAGGCUUGACAUGCCAGGACAGCACAGGAACCUUUCUUCCCCUCAUCCCCAUCAUUCCCUCCUUCAGCACGGCGCUCUAUGGGAAGCUGAUUCAGAUACCUGAUCUCUGGACUAAGAGAUCUUCAGUCCCCACCACAGAGUGCAUCUUCGAGCUUCCUCACUUCACCAUACAGGCCACCAGGGCCCAGACGCUCCUGCUCCAGGCAGUCUGUCAGAGCUGGACACACAGCAUGGUCAACGGCUCCCCUCUGACGCUCAGUGAAAAUCUGCUCAACGAGGUGUACAAAGCUCCAGGUGUGAAAUAUCCCGGCCCGUCACCGACUCUGGAAGGCUCGGUCCAAAACCUGGAGCUGAAGUUCUGCAGCCGUGCGACGGUGAAAUGCGCCUCGGGAACCGUGGGAGCUGUAAAAGUGUGCGCCAGGACCCCAGGUUCUGGGGAGGGAGCAAAGGAGAAGCUGGUUCCUCUGAUUCAGGGCCCGUCUGACACCAAAGAGCUCCACAUGAGCCGCUGGCUCAACGAGAUCCGCAAGCCCGAGUCUCUGCUGGCCCCCGACCUGCUGGCGUUCUCCGUCCAGGUCCCUCAGCAAGGAGACGACUGCAGGAACUCGGGCGCAGUUCUGCUCGUCAGUGUCCAGGGCAUCGCUGUCAAUGUGGACCCCAUCUUCUGCACCUGGCUGUUGUAUCAGCCUCACAGAGCGAGCAGCAGGCAGCAGCAGCAGAAUCAAGGUCAAGUUCCUCUGGCCAAGAGGAGAGAGGACGAAGCGUCAGUUGGGAGCACGCCGUUGGCCAAACAGCCGUCCAACCAGGCCUCGGACUACGCCAGCAGCCCGGUGAAAACCAAGACGGUGACAGAGUCGCGUCCUCUGUCCAUCCCGAUGAGGGUGAUGCCUGAAACCGCAGCCGCGGAGUCCUGGACAACUUCAGAGGAGCGGAUGAAGGAGCUCAUCGCACACGCCUGGGAUGCUGUUAAACGACUCACUCUGCAGUUGGAGCUGCAGUCGUGCUGCGUGUUCCUGCCCAACGACAGCCUCCCCUCCCCCGGCACCAUCAUCUGCGGCGACAUCCCCGGCACCAUCCGCAGCUGGUACCACAACCAGGCCGCCAUGCCGGGAACCCUGGUGGUCUGCCUGCCCCAGAUCAGCGUCCUCAGCGCGGGGCACAAGUACAUGGAGCCGCUGCAGGAGCUCCCCUUCGUGGUCUCCAAGCCCAUUCUGGAAGAAGGUGAUGCCUUCCCAUGGACAGUCAGCCUGAGUCAGUUCAGCGUCUACACGCUGCUGGGACAGCAGCAGAGCCUGAGCCUGCUGGAGCCCAUGGGCUGCACCUCCACGCUGGCCGUCACGUCCCACAAGCUGCAGAGCUGCUCCGAGGGAAGACACUCCUUCGUGGUCUGCCUCCACGUCGACCUGCAGCCCGUCCACGUCAAGUGCUCCAACCCUCAGGUUCAGCUCUUAUACGAGCUCCUCCUCAGCUGGAGCUCCACGUGGGCACGUCUCCAGAAGCAUGGCAUCCUGCGUCAGAGCUCAAGCAUCCCGGACCCCCCCGCCGGGCCCGCUCCGUCCUCCCCGGUGCGCAGCAGCGCCGGCACCGCCCCGCCUGACACCAGCACCUGCAGCCCCUCGGCGGAUUUCGGCUCCCCCACCGAGGGCGACUCGGUGCCUGCCGGAGACGACGGUCCGUUUGCUGACACAGUGACUCUGGAGCAGAAAACCAGCAGCAUCGGGGGAACCAGUGGGAAGGUCAGCCUGUGGAUGCAGUGGAUGCUGCCCAAAGUGACGGUCAAACUGUUCGCUCCGGACCCGACCAACAAGAAGACAGUUGAGUUGUGUGUCAUCGGUGAACUAGAAGACCUGAGUGCCUCGGUGGACGUGCAGGACGUUUACACAAAGAUCAAAUGUAAAGUCGGCAGCUUCAACAUCGAUCACUACAGAUGCAGUCUGGAGGAGGGCUUUCGGAGCUCAGGCAUCGGUGGAGGAGUGGUCCUGUCUUGCACUGACAAGCUGAACAGACGCACUGUGUUGGUUCGACCGGUCAGCAAGCAAGACUCUUUCAGCCACUUCUCUGGCUUUUUCCCUCCUACGGCGGCGAAGGUCCUGGAGGGCUCCCACCAGCAGCACGGCUUCCUGUCCAUCACCUACACUCAGGCCGUCACCAAGAACGUCCGCCACAAGCUGACCACGCGGCCCGAGCGGCCCACCCGCAGCGGCGCCACCACCGCCAGCCAGCGGGUGAACGCCGACCUGCUGGCGGACGGCUCGCCGCAGUACCUGAGAGAGAUCCUGCUGACGGCGCAGCCCUUCGACGUGGUUCUGUCCUGUCCCUUACUGGCCACCAUAGCAGGAGUGUUCCAGGCUACGGUGCCGAGACGCUACAGGGAGCGCGGGAAGUCGGCGGGCCAGCCGAUGAGAAGCCACACGUUGACGUCGCGAUGCUUGCCCCUCAUCUACAUCAACACCAGCGUGAUCCGGGUGUUUUGCCCCGGAACGCCGGACAAGCCCACAGCGCCGGAUCCUCCAGUGAAGAAAGAAGACACUCUGGUUCUGAAGCUGGGCUCGCUCAGCAUGGCUCCCCAGGCUGACAACCCGCUGAGUCGAACCGUGCUUCGAAAAGAUAUCUAUCAGCGCGCGCUGAACCUCGGCAUCCUGCGGGACCCCGGAUCAGAAGUGGAAGACCGUCAGUAUCAGAUCGAUCUGCAGUGCAUCAACAUCGGCACUGCUCAGUGGGAGCAGCUGAAGCCCGAUAAAGAAGGUGUGAAAGGCGGCGUGUCGCCAGACAGCGAGAGGAGCUCCCAGAACCCGGCGCUGGAGUGGAACAUGGCCAGCAGUAUCCGGAGGCACCAGGAGCGCCGGGCCAUCCUCACCCCCAUCCUCACAGACUUCUCCGUCCGGGUGACCGCUGCUCCCGCCAUCAUCUUCAGCAAGACCCUGUCCCCAGACGGCGGCCAGUCCGAGGAGGUGGUGGUGUGUGGCCACUCCCUCGAGGUGAACGUGACCAGCAGUUUGGACUUCUACCUCAGUGUUGCCCAGGUGCACCUCCUUCAGCAGCUGCUCAGAGAUAACAUGGUGGGGAUGGACGCUCCAGAGAAAAGCACAGAGGUGCGUCGCCAUGAGCGGAAGAGGGGAACGCGCAGCAGCGCAGCGGCCGCUGAGUCGUCGUCGCGUCACAGCGGCGCCGGGCCCGACAGCGGCUUCGGCAGCGACAGCGCCCGCAUCCGCAUCGUCCAGAUCGAGCAGCAGAGCGGCGCCAGCCACCACUGCCUCGCACGGCCCUCCCACAAGUCCACCAUCACCAAGAACCUCAGCUUCAUCCCCUUCGACAUCUUUCUCACCGCCAGCAAGCUUUCUCUCAUGACCUACUCCUGCUCCAGUCACACUAAAGCCCUUCCUCCGCUGUCGGAUACACCCAGCACCCCGGAGAGGAAGGAGUCAGGGGAUAAGGUGGGGAAGAGUGCCCUCAACCAGCCGGAGAUGCUGUCGGAGUCUCCCCCGGCCUCAGCCUCCCCGACCCCUGAUCCCGGUCCGGCCCCUUCGGCCCCUCAGGGUUCACUCGCCGGCCUGACGGCGGACGACAUCCUCAACAGCAACACGUCUCAGCCGGCCUCCCCGCUGCUGAGGGGCAGCCUGCUGUCACUGGACGGCCUGCCGACGCCCACCCGCUCCUCCGCCCGCCAGGCGCUGGGCGUCACCAUCGUGAGGCAGCCGGGGAGGCGGGGGGCCGGCGACCAGGUGUUGGAGCCUCUUUUAUACCUGCAGGUGAUGCAGCCGUCGGCUCUGCUCAGCUGCCAUCACCGCAAGCAAAGGAUGGAGCUGUCGGUGUUCGACGUCUCCUUGAGAGGUGUGGCCUCUGACUACAAGUGCCUAGACCCGGGAAAGACUCUGCCAGAGUCUCUGGACUACAACGUGUUUUGGCUGCAGACAGUAGCAGCAGAGGUGGACGGUAAAACUGGCAUCCCUCCCCCUCUGCUCUGCCUCCAGAUCAAAGAUUUCCUCAACGGACCAGCUGAGCUAAACAUCGAGCUGUCUCGGCCGCUGAAGAUCAAUCCCACCCUGACCAAGCUGGAGCAGGCCAAAGCCUACCUGAAGAAAGUCCUUCCAAACCAUUCAUGGGACGCCUCCAGCAGACCGCCGUCGGCGUCCCCCACCCCCCAUUCUUCCCCCGCGAAGGGGCUGCACAGGCCCUUUCCUUCUCGUUCGGACUCCCACCAGCACCUCCAGGCUGCGGUCCCGGGCGAAGCCGGCAGCAUCGGCGCCCUGGCGUUGUCCUUCCACAAGAUCUCUCUUCACACAACUCAGAUUUUUGUCAUCAUGGAGGCAGAGACCCAUCCAGUCAGGCCCAGCGUUACCGUGUCCAUGUCGGCCAUGACAGGAAGCUUGAACAUAAAGUCAGGACCUCGGAUUGAAGAUGCGGUUCAGUCCGCCUCCGUGCUGCUGGAGCUGAACGACAUGCUGGUGAAAACGGGCCUGAAGGACCGGAGCCGUGUCCUGCUGGGGCCGUUCUCCUGCAGCAGCUCCCUGGAGGCUCGAUGGUGUCGACACAGCGGCAGCCCCGGACCUGAGCCCGGCCCCCCCAAGCUGCUGCUGGACCUUAAGGGAGGCCUGCUGCAGGUGUUUUGGGGCCAGGAACACCUGAACUGCUUGAAGCUGGUGGAGGAGCACCUCCGUGCCUACGUCAGCCUUCAGAUGGCGGACUGGGCUGAGAGCAGCUCAAAGGGAAAGGCCUUUCACAGCCAGCCGCCUCCUUCUCCAGGCUCCCCCUCUCCUCGCACCGAGCACAGCUCAGACGACUUGCGGACAGGACACUUCCAGUACAUCCAGGACUCAGCUUCACGCAGACUGCCGGCCCCCCAUGAGGUGGUGUUUUACAGUGAGACGGAGGACAGUCCGGGGGUCAUGCUGUGGAGAUACCCCGAGCCGCGGGUCCUCACCUUUGUUCGGAUCACUCCCGUCCCUUUCAACACCACAGAAGACCCUGAGAUCAGCACCGCGGACCUGGGAGAUGUCCUGCAGGUACCGUGCAGCCUGGAGUACUGGGAUGAGCUCCAGCAGACCUUUGUUCAGUAUCGUGAGUUCAGCCUGUCAGAGAGCUGCGCCUGCCAGCUGCAGCUGCCCAGCCUCAGCCUCACCAACCAGCAGAAGGAGCUGGUGGCCUCGGACCUGUGGAGGAUCGUUCUCAAUAACAACGGAGAGGGAGGGGACGAGCAGAGCUCGGACAGUGACUGCGGGUCCCAGCUGCCGUGUGAUCAGCUGGUGUCUCCGAUGGCGCUGGCAGCAUGCACUCGAGUGGACUCCUGCUUUGCCCCCUGGUUCGUCCCCUCCGUGGGUGUUUCCCUACAGCUGGCACAUCUGGAAGUUCAUCUCUGCCAUCACCUUGAACAGCUGGGUACAGUUCCGUCUCGACAGCUUCACCCCUUCCUGCCAGACAGGAAGUUACCUCAGGAGCAGGAGUUCAUGGUGAUUGGUUCUCGAGAACCUCGGAUCUUCUUGCGCCAGUGGAGCAACGGACCACGCCAGUGUCAGGAGUUCAACUUCUCCACACAGCUGGACUGCAGGCUGCUGGAGUACCGGAAUCUGACGCACCUCCAACUUCUCCAGACUUGUGUGCUGCAGGGCCGGGCUGCGGCGACCUGCUGCCCUCAGGCCACGUCUCUGGAUGUGAACGUGUUUGUGGAUCCGGUGUUCCUCAAUAUCAGCCAGUAUGCUAUUCACACUGUGGACACCGCCCUGCACAGCUGGCAGCAGAAUGGGAACUCUGAAGCCGAGGAGUUGCUCUACAGCCACUACGUGAUCUGCAAUGACACCCAUGAGACUCUGCGCUUCGGUCAGGUGGACACGGAUGAGAAUGUUCUGCUUGCCAGCCUGCACAGCCACCAGUACAGCUGGAGAUCCCACAAGUCCCCGCAGCUGCUGCACAUCUGCAUCGAGGGAUGGGGGAACUGGCGCUGGUCGGAGGCCUUCAGCGUGGACAACGUGGGGACGCUGCUCAGGACCAUCCAGUACAAGGGGCGCACCGCCUCGCUCAUCAUCAAGAUCCUGCAACUGAACGGCGUCCAGAAACAGGUGAUCAUCUGUGGACGGCAGGUCAUGUGCAGCUACCUGACUCAGGACAUCGACCUGCGGGUGGUGCAGCAUUACGUGGGGCCCGACGGCCAGACCGUGGUGAAGGAGCACUGUGACUGUCUGGGGGCCGGAGCCAAGCUGCCCUCCUAUGUGCUGGAGGACGCCGAGAUGACGGAGCUGUGUGUGAGGGCCCGAGGAGACGAGGACUGGUCCCAGGACGUCCAGCUGGAGAGGAGGGACAAGGGCAGCAGCAGCAGCUCCGUGGUGCAGGUGCCUUGCUCCAGCCGCUCUCUGCUCUACGUGUGGUGUACGCUCAUCACCCUCGAACCUGACUCUCACAUGCAGCAAAGAGUGGUGGUGUUCAGUCCUCUCUUCAUCAUGAGGAGCCACUUGCCAGAUCCGCUCAUCGUGCACAUCGAGAAGAGGAGUUUGGGUCAGCGGGAAAGCCAGCUGAUCCGGGGACAGGGACAGCAGGAGCCUCUGCUGAACACCGAGGCCGACCUCACUCACCACCUCACCUUCCAAGCCAGGGAGGACGAAGACGCUUCGCAGUGCGCCGUUCCCAUCUCCACCAGCCUCAUCAAGCAGAUCGUCAACAAGGCCGGCAGUGAAGACGACCCCCAACACAUCCUGGCUGAUUUCUACGGACCGAAGAGCUCCUCUUCUCAGUCCUGCUGGCCUUAUGUCACCAAAGACACCGACAGGUCGGGUGUGGACGUCCUGGCGCAGUGGGACAGCCCCAUGCAGGUGAAGCUGUCCUGCUGGAAAGCGGGUCUCAACACGCUGCUGGUGGAGCUGCUGCCCUGGGCCCUGCUGGCCAACGACUCGCAGUGGGACCUGUGGCUGUUCGAAGGCGAGACCAUCGUGCUGCAGAUCCCGGCGGGGAAGGUCAUCGUGCCCCCCAACUUCAAGGAAGCCUUCCAGAUCGGGAUCUACUGGGCGCACACCAACACCGUCCACAAGUCGACGGCCCUCAAGCUGGUCCAUGACCUGACCUCCCCCCGGUGGAAGGAGGGCUCCAGCGCCGACGUGGUCACUCUGGACGAGGAGGGAUACGUAGAAGCAGACGUGACGCUGGGAGCUUUCCCCGGCAGACAGAAGCUGUGUCAGUUCUGCGUGUCCUCUGUGGUGAAACACGGCAUCCAGAUCCUCCAGAUCGAAGACAGGACCAUUCUCAUCAACAACACUCCGUACAGCAUACACUACAGACCUCUGCUCACCAACCAGGCUCUGGGAUCUGAUGACCAGGCCUGUGAGAUCCCGGAGACCGCCAUGUUCACCCUCCCUCCCCGCGGAGACGCUGCCCCGCCGAAGCCGUGCUCGGUGCCCUGCUGGGACCUGCUCCAGACCAGCGUGGCGGGGAAGGUUCAGUUCCCCCUGCCAGUCAGAUACAUGCUCUUCAGCUCGCUGCCAGACGUGGGCGCCGGAGCCGGGUCGCCGGCGUGGAGCCUCCCCGCUCCCGUCCGCCCGGACCUCCCCAGACAGAGCCUGUGUGUUCCCGGGGAAGCGGACUCCGGCGGUGGCCCCGGCAGCAGAGCCAUAGUGCUGACGUAUCAGGAGCACCUCGGCGUGACGUACAUCACCCUCAACCAGGACCCCAGCCCCCGCAUGCUCAUCCACAACAAGUGUCCCAUCCCGCUGCUGUUAAAGGAAACAGUCCAAGAAACUCCAAGGACCGAGGUGUACUGUCGGCCUCUGCCUCCGAACUGCUCCCUGCACCACGAGCUCUACUACCACUGCUCCAGCUUCCCCGAGUGCAGGCAGAAGGAGGUUCUGCCCACGCUGCAGCUCAAGACCGUCUCAGAGCACAGCGCCACCGACUGGACGGACCCCGUAGACAUCAACUGCCCGGGCACUCAGGUGGUGUUCCUGCCGGGCUUCGGCUGCCUCUACAUCGACGUGCUGUUCGAGCGCGGCACCCUGGUUCUGAGCUUGGCACCAGAGGGCAGCGUGGACGCUGUAAUCAGCCAGCACAGCAGGUUUUCGAAGCUGUCUGUUCGCGUCCUGCUGAGCGAGGCCAGCGUGGCGUUGAGUGACGACAUUACCAGCCCCACCGGGUCAGUGGAGCUGCUCAGACUCACCCUGACCAAGCUGCUGCUGAGCCUGGGCCCCGCCCCGGCCCCCCUGCCCCCGGACCUGACCCCCGAGCACGCCGCCGCGGCCGUCUCAGCCCUGACGCCCGACGCCUCCCUGAUCGAGGUUUACUGCUGCGGCCUGCAAGUGGACAACCAGCUGUACAACCGGGCGAGCUUCCACUUCCCCGUGCUGCUGUGCCAAGACCAGAGGGGAGGGGGGCCGGACGCGGGGGGCCCGUGGAGCAGCGAUGCCAACCCCUGCGAGUCCCCCGAGGCGCUGGAGGAGUUCAAACGCUCCUGUUUUCUGCAGCUGAGGUUGAUGCUGGCUGGAGACCGGUGCACUGUGGAGGAGGUCACCUUCCAGCUGCAGCCUGCCAGAGUCUACCUGGAGGACACGUUUGUUUACUACAUAAAGACCCUGUUCCACACCUACAUCCCGGAGAGCUCGCUGGCCCCGGGCGCCGAGUCUCAGAGGGGCGCAGAGCCCAGAUUAGCACCCGUCCUCCCCGAACAGGUGCUGCAGUCGGUGCAGGCGCUGGUCCAUCCCGUGCGCCUGCGCAGGCUCGUCAUCCAGCCCGUCAACCUCCUGGUCAGCAUCCACGCCUCCCUGAAGCUGUACAUCGCCUCGGACCACACGCCGCUCUCCUUCUCCCUGUUCGAGAGGGGCCCGCUGUGCACCACCGCCAGGCAGCUGGUGCACGCCCUGGCCAUGCACUACGCUGCUGGAGCCCUCUUCAGAGCCGGCUGGGUGGUGGGCUCUCUGGAGAUCCUGGGCAGCCCUGCCAGCCUGGUGCGGAGCAUCGGGAACGGCGUGUCGGACUUCUUCCGCCUGCCGUACGAGGGCCUGACCCGCGGGCCCGGGGCCUUCGUCAGCGGCGUGUCCAGAGGGACCACGUCUUUCGUCAAACACAUCUCCAAAGGCACCCUGACGUCCAUCACUAACCUGGCGACCAGCCUGGCGAGGAACAUGGACCGCCUGUCUCUGGAUGAGGAGCACUACACCCGGCAGGAGGAGUGGAGGCGGCAGCUCCCGGAGAGCCUGGGCGACGGGCUCAGACAGGGACUGUCGCGACUCGGCAUCAGCUUGUUAGGAGCGAUAGCGGGCAUCGUGGACCAGCCCAUGCAGAACUUCCAGAGGAACUGGGAGUUGCAGAGCUCGGCUGGCACCAAGGCCAAAGGGAUGAUCUCCGGCGUGGGGAAAGGCAUCGUGGGGGUUUUCACCAAGCCCAUCGGAGGAGCGGCUGAGCUCGUGUCCCAGACUGGAUACGGGAUCCUCCAUGGAGCAGGACUGUGGCAGCUUCCCAAGCAGCUCUACCUGCCCACAGAGGAGAAGUCCGCUCUGGCCCCAAACAGCCACCUCAAAUACGUCUGGAAGAUGCUGCAGUCUCUGGGGCGGCCGGAGCUGCACAUGGCCCUGGAGGUGACCAUCGUGAGCGGCUCGGGCCAGGAGCACGCCGGCUGCCUGCUGCUCACCUCGGAGGUGCUGUUCGUGGUGAGCCUGAGCGAGGACACCCAGCAGCAGGCCUUCCCCAUCACAGAGGUGGAGUGUCAGCAGGACCCCGGCCAGCAGGACCAGCUCACGCUCACGUUACAGCAGCAGCCCGUCGCCAGCGACGCCGAGGGCGACGGUGUUCGCGAGCGCCUGUCAGAGCAGCAGUACCGGCGCCUGGUGGACUUCGUGACGCGGGCCUCGCAGUUCCUGUCGCCCUCGGCGGGCUCGCUGCAGCUGCAGCCCGCCGUCACGCUGGCGGAGCCGCCGCCCUCCGUCACCAAGUGCUACCGCUACCUGGUGGACCCCGCCUUCGCCAAGGUGUUUGUCAGCAAGUUCAUGACGGUGAAGAACAAGGCGCUACGCAUCGGGUUCCACUGACAACGGCCGCUCCAAACAAAGCCUUAAAGAGACGACUUCCUGUCGGGAGGACCUGCCUUCCAGAGACACGUUGGCCGAAUCACAGAAACACACCGAGGUCUGAGCGUCGACACUGAACUUCUCGUAGCUGGAGAGAAACGCAGAGCCGGUCGGAGUGUUCGAUUCCUGUCAGGAGUGUAACGCUUCACUCUGCGGUGUUUACGUUCUGUGUUCGCCGAGUCUUGUGCCAACGUUAAGUGCAAUAUUAUAUCCACGUUGAUGGACGCCAGCGAUUCCAGCUGUCAACCAAAAGCUUUUCGUACGCCGUGUAACAUACUUACUUGUUGGACAAUAACACUGUUUUUUUGAACCGUUUCGUUCUUGCCAACCCCGACGUGAUGCAAACCUGUUGCCUUUUGUAACGUACCUCUGAGAUCUAAUGCCUUUAAUGUAUAUAAUCAAUAAUAUAUUGUUAGAGAAAUGUUUUA